Thlaspi arvense is the source of this 3086-nucleotide messenger RNA. Lineage: Eukaryota; Viridiplantae; Streptophyta; Magnoliopsida; Brassicales; Brassicaceae. The record is from the annotation of a GenBank genome assembly.
AUUAACUGUUUCUCCAUCAGACUGCAAAGCGAUUUUGGUAAACCUGAAAUGUUCGUAUCUCUCUACUGCAGAUUGCCAGAACCAGAGAGCAAGAUCGAGACAUACAUAAGUAAAACAUAAACUGAAAUGAGUUUCGAUAAAUCGAAGUCAAAAGAUGAGAUUUUCGCUUCUAGAUAUUAAGUUCUGUGAAAAACCUUAAUUUCGGUGGAAGUCUGAACCAAGCCUGAAAGCAAUGUACAGAGCUGUGUGGCGUUCUCCAUUGCGGUUUAUCGUGGGCUCGUCUUCGUCAAAGUUAACUCCAACCUUAUCUCGGGGAAGGGGACGAAGUGGAACUGAUAAUGGGGUUGGUUGUUCUUGUUCUCGUAAUGUGACGACAUUUAUGGGCAAUGACUUCAUUAGAUGCCAAGAUGAGUCGUCAACCAGGAAGAUCUUGCAGGUGCAGAUUGUCGAUGCGCUUCGUUCUGGAGAAAGGCCUGGAGCGUCUGCUCUGCUUUUAAAGCUAGUACAUGGAAACUAUUCACUUAGUGCCGAUGAUUUCCAUGGCAUUCUAAAGUAUUGCGCGCGAUCACCUGAUCCUGUGUUUGUCAUGGAGACUUACAGUGUAAUGUGUAAGAAGGAAAUCAGCCUGGACAGCAGAUCUUUGUUGUUCAUAGUACAAGCCCUUUGUAAUGGGGGACACUUGGAUAAGGCGUCGGAGUUUAUUCGCGCUCUCGGAGAAAAUGAUAGCAUCUCUCCUGUUUUGCCUGUGUAUAACUAUUUUCUUGGAGCCUGUGUAAAGUUGAGAAAUGGGAAUUACGCUAGUAAAUGUUUGGAAUUGAUGGAUCAAAGGAGAGUGGGGAAGAAUGAAAUAACAUAUGCAGCACUUCUCAAGCUUGCAGUUUUUCAGCGCAAUCUAUCGUCUGUUAAUGAAAUACUAAAACACUAUGUCGACCACUAUAGUCUGAACAUACUCUCUCUCAGAAAAUUCAUAUGGUCCUUUACGAGGUUGGGGGAUUUGAAAUCAGCAUAUGAAUUAUUGCAACACAUGGUGGCUCUAGCUUCAAGAGGAGAGCUCUUUGUUAAACUAAAUAGAGGAAAACUGCAUUCCACGAGACUGGAUAUUCCUAUACCAUCAAGUGGUCAAACGGGAUCAGAGAAAGCUGCUUUUGGAGUAAAUGAUCACACGGGUUCGCUAAUGGUGGAUGCUCAUGGGAAUAACACUGUCGAGUGCAUGAGCAAUGAAAUUGAGUGUUCCAAAGUGGCUUUGCCGAAAUGUCACAACAAAAUCCCUGCAACUAGAGUCCUCAGGUGGUCGUUCAAUGAUGUGAUUCAUGCUUGUGGACAAUCUAAAAACUCUGAGCUAGCGGAGGAGCUAAUGCUGCAGAUGCAAAAUCUUGGAUUGUCACCAUCAAGCCACACAUAUGAUGGUUUCAUUAGAGCUGUUGCAUUUCCAGAAGGAUACGAAUAUGGCAUGACACUGCUGAAAGUAAUGCUGCAGCAGAAUCUGAAACCAUAUGAUUCAACUCUUGCUACGGUUUCAGCCUAUUGCAGUAAAGCCUUUCAAGUUGAUUUAGCUGAACACCUGCUGGAUCAAAUUUCUGGAUGCUCGUACGCAUAUCCUUAUAAUAACCUUCUUGCUGCGUGUGACUCAUUGGAUCAACCAGAGCGUGCCGUCCGAGUUUUGGCUAGAAUGAAACAGCUGAAACUGCGUCCGGAUAUGAGGACGUAUGAACUGCUCUUUUCAUUAUUUGGUAACGUGAAUGCACCAUAUGAAGAGGGCAACAUGCUGUCCCAAGUAGACUGUUGUAAAAGGAUCAACGCUAUAGAAAUGGACAUGGUGAGAAACGGUUUUCAGCACAGCCCUAUCUCAAGGCGGAAUGUGCUGAGAGCCCUCGGAGCUGAAGAUAUGGUGAAUGAGAUGAUCCGACACCUGCAAAGAGCUGAGAAUAUGUAUCUAGAUACGCUUACAUACAAUAUAGUGCUUCAUUCACUUCUUCAGGCAAAUGAAACGAACAAGGUGAUCAAAAUAUUCAAACGUAUGAAAGCAUGUGGCUACCCUGCAGACGCUGCUACCUACAACAUAAUGAUUGACUGUUGCCGCGCUAUUCACUCUUACGAAUCAGCUUGUGCUCUGGUUUCUAUGAUGAUCCGUGGCGGGUUUUAUCCAAAGGCGGUUACGUUUACUUCUCUGAUGAAGAUUUUGUUGAAUGGUGAUAAAUUCGAGGAGGCAAUUAAUCUCCUGGACCAAGCUGCAUCGGAAGAGAUACAAGUCGAUGUUUUAUCAUACAACACCAUUUUGCGUAAAGCAUUUGAGAAGGGAUUGAUUGAUGUGGUUGAGUACAUAGUGGAGCAAAUGCACAGAGAGAAGGUGAAUCCAGAUCCAACGACAUGCCAUUAUGUUUUCUCUUGUUAUGUGGAAAAAGGGUACCACGCGACAGCAAUAGAAGCAUUGAAUGUUCUAAGCCUAAGAAUGCUCGACGAUGAAGUGAAAGAGAGUCUUCAGGAGAAGAAAACAGAGCUCGAGGAAAAAUUCGUCAUGAGCGAAGACCCUGAAGCCGAAACAAAGAUAAUCGAGCUGUUCAGAAACUCGCAGGAGCAUCUCGCAGCAGCACUUCUGAAUCUUAGAUGGUGCUCGAUGCUCGGGGCCCGGGUAAUAUGGUCGGAAGAGCAAAGCCCAUGGGCCAGAGAACUCUCCAACAAGUAUGGUCAAUAGUUAGAAUGUGAAAAUGUUUUCAUUGUCUCUUUCUCUUUGCUGUUUAAUUCUCUGCCAUUUCACGGAAGCUGCUUCGUUUUUUGUUUUGUUGUAUUCAUGUACAAACUGUUACGGAGAUCACAAAUCAACCAAUUAGGCCUUUACGAACCACCUAGAAGCAAAGCCGUUUGAGUUUUUUCUUCUCUUUUUAUUUUUAUAUAAUUUUACCGUUCAAGUUAUACAAGAACAGUAUAACCAUGCUUUUAACUGUACAACCAUCUUUUUACUGCUUUUUGAGAAAGCCAGAUAUUUAAUUGUGUUUUCUAACUACGAAUUUAACUUGUUUUCUUUUAACGUGUAGUACUUGUAAAGUUGAGAGUUGAGAAUUAAGAUCUAUAACUAGAGUUCAGUGUGA